This is a messenger RNA of Rosa rugosa (rugosa rose), 1266 nucleotides long. RefSeq lists its product as uncharacterized. NCBI's taxonomy places the organism in Eukaryota, Viridiplantae, Streptophyta, Magnoliopsida, Rosales, Rosaceae. Gene Ontology annotation, biological process: fatty acid metabolic process. The transcript is spliced from 4 exons. The record is from RefSeq and is a predicted model, not a curated record. Bases 60 to 950 code for a protein of 296 amino acids. Gene Ontology annotation, molecular function: oxidoreductase activity, acting on the CH-OH group of donors, NAD or NADP as acceptor; NAD+ binding.
UUUUCCCGAAAACAGAAGAGAGAGAGUACCAUUUGUCAGAUUUGUAGGGACGUGGACAAAUGUCGGAGAUGAAGUCAAUUGCGGUGGUGGGCGGCGGCCAAAUGGGCUCUGGUAUAGCCCAACUCGCCGCCAUGCACGGAUGCGAUGCUUGGCUCCUAGACACCGACCCUAGUGCUCUAACCAGAGCCAACAAGUCCAUCUCCCACUCCAUCCAGCGCCUCGUUUCCAAAGGACAACUCACUCAGGCUGUUGGUAAAGAUGCUUUGGGCCGUCUGCGGUAUACCUCAAACUUGCAAGAACUUUCUUCAGCAGAUGUUAUUAUUGAAGCUAUUGUGGAGUCUGAAGAUGUGAAGAAAAAGCUAUUUAUUGAACUAGAUAAGAUCACAAAAAGUUCUGCCAUACUGGCAUCUAAUACAAGUUCCAUCUCCAUUACUCGUCUGGCAGCAGCAACUAGCAGGCCGAAGCAGGUGAUUGGCAUGCAUUUUAUGAACCCUCCUCCUAUAAUGAAACUUGUUGAGAUCGUGCGAGGGGCAGACACAUCAGAUGAGACUUUUAAUGCUACAAAAGCAUUGGCAGAAAGGUUUGGCAAGACAGUGAUAUGCUCUCGGGAUUAUGCUGGCUUUGUUGUAAACAGGAUCCUAAUGCCGAUGAUAAAUGAAGCAUUUUUUACACUCUAUACUGGUGUGGCAACAAAGGAAGACAUUGAUGUGGGAAUGAAGUUGGGAACAAAUCAUCCAAUGGGUCCUUUAGAGCUUGCAGAUUUCAUUGGAUUGGAUGUCUGCUUAUCAAUCAUGAAAGUUCUCCAUGCUGGCCUUGGCGACAGUAAAUAUGCUCCCUGCCCACUUCUUGUACGGUAUGUUGAUGCAGGUCGACUCGGAAGAAAACGAGGUAUUGGGGUAUACGAUUAUCGUCAAAUGCCUGAUGCAGUAAAACCUUCUUCCAAGCUUUGAAUUCUGGGCUUACUUGGAAUAGCAAACUGCUUUUGUCUAUAUAGUACCUCGCAGUUCACUUGGAAUAAUCGUGCAACAAAUGUUGGUGGCCAAGCAGCUUACUGUUGUGUUGUUUACAGUCAGGGACGGAGCUACUCAAGGGCCUGAGGGGGCCAUGGCACCCCUUAACUUUUUGACUGCAUAUGUAAUUGUUGCUUGCAAUCUAGUUGACUUGAGUUUCUACACACACAAUUAUUAAUAUUGGCACCCCCUAGUUCUCCACGUGAUUAGCUUCAUAUGAAAAUAUAAUAUAUCUCACCUAUCUUUUGAUUGGUUA